UAUAAAUGUUUUCACUUCUGUCUUUCAUUUCCCGACCGAGCAGCACAGUGAAGCAAAAUUAGGGCACCAAACUCAACUUGGAGAGGCUACAUUCAUCACUAUGGUGCUUCCCUGUGAACUUAUUGAUGAGGUCCUUUGUCGCCUUCCUGUCAAGUAUCUUCUUCGUUUUCGAUGCGUGUCUAAAGGAUGGUGCUCUCUGAUUGAUAGCAAUGCAUUUGUUAAAAAACAUCUUAAAAGAGCCCUUGAGUGCAAUGCUGGUGGGGGAAGUAUUUUUAUCAAUAGUGGUGGUGAUAAAUUUUACCUGGCGGAUCUUGAGUCUUUGGAUGAUGAUGAGGCUGUUGCUGUCGAAGUAAAGGGCUCACUCAAGACUCGGCUCUCGGGUGCUGUUGUUGUGGGUGCUGCUAAUGGUUUGGUUUGUGUGUCCAAAAAUAUGAUGAAUCAGAUUUUGGUGAUCAAUCCAUCAACCAGAAGGUGGAGAAAGAUAGCCAGUGCGCCUGCUGAGUUUCCUCGUUGUUCCUGUUCAACUGAGAUUUCCCUUUGUGGCUUUGGAUAUGAUGAUGUUAAUGAUGAUUACAAGGUUGUCAAGAUUGCAGACUGUCAUGAUCGUGGCAUGAUGGUCAUUGUCUACAGCCUUAAGACCAAUUCUUGGAAAUGGAUUCAGAAUGUUCCUAGGAACGUUGAUUUCUGUGGAUAUUGGGGAAUGUUUGCAGGCGGAGCUUUGCAUUGGUUAGCAACCAAGGAUCCAAAUGCCUCUGAGAUUGUUGUUGGUUUUGAUCUCGCACUUGAACAGUUCAAAGAGAUCCCUUAUCUUGUUGUUGAAACACCUACUGUCCCUGCCACGGGUGUGGUUUCUGAUGGAGGAUCCCUUUGGGUUCUGGAAUACUACCCCGACAGUCAUAUGGAUAUGUGGAUGAUGAAUAACCAUUCGGGGAUGGAAAAUGAAAAUCUUUGGUUCAAAGCACUUUCAGUGGAGCAACACUUUGUACUUGGAUCUUUUAGCUUGCUGAAACCUGUUGCUUUUUCCAAGAGUGGGGAGAGUGUGCUCCUAGAGGUACACAUCUCAGUGGUGGACAGAGCAGAACUUGUGUGGUAUGACCUCAAAAGCAAGACAGUCAAGAAUGUAAAAAUUCAAGGGAUUCCACAUAACUUUGAAUCAUAUGCGUACACUGAGAGUCUCGUACAGCUCUCCAAGAACAAGUUGCUGCAGAGGCCAUCACUAGACAAGCCAGAGAACAAACAUCAGGAAAACAGGGAUGAUGUUAUCUCCAAAGGAUUUAAACUGAGCCUAUAAAACACCAGGACAAGGGAAAGUUGGAUGCCUAUGAUAACAAGGAAUGGACCAGGGCAGCAGAUAAGUAGAAUUAUAAUCGUGUUUAGAACAGCAAGGAGAAUUAUAAUGUUCUUGUCAUAUAAUAACUCCUCCCCGUUUGUUUGUUAAUAUUAUUGCUGGCAAGUCUUUUAGUGAAACAAGUACACUUUUAGUUUGAGAAUUCUGUGCAACAUAUGUACUAAUGAAGAUGGUGUCUACCACUGCCACUGCCUUGUUAUAUUACAAGUAUUACUGCCUCAGUGCACUGAGAAGAAAGUUAAUUGUGAUUA
Molecule: messenger RNA, 1599 nt
Organism: Daucus carota subsp. sativus
Lineage: Eukaryota; Viridiplantae; Streptophyta; Magnoliopsida; Apiales; Apiaceae
Product: F-box protein CPR1
Exons: 4
Coding region: 101-1291 (396 amino acids)
Molecular function (GO): protein binding
Source: RefSeq, a predicted model, not a curated record